This is a messenger RNA of Corvus hawaiiensis (hawaiian crow), 1361 nucleotides long. It is a transcript of the gene SMIM35, whose product is annotated as small integral membrane protein 35. Bases 625 to 897 code for a protein of 90 amino acids. The transcript is spliced from 9 exons. NCBI's taxonomy places the organism in Eukaryota, Metazoa, Chordata, Aves, Passeriformes, Corvidae. The record is from RefSeq and is a predicted model, not a curated record.
UAUCAGCAGCACCACCACCUGCGGUAAUCUCCAGAGCAUCUGCCACUGGAGGUGACUCAUCUGCGGGGCUGCUGUCACCAAAUAGCUUAUCAGAAGUGAACGGACUGAUUUUUCCUGCUCCUCCUGAUGAUAAGAGGAUCCACGGCCAUCCCGCUCUUUGUCCGGCUCUUCCGCGUUGCGCUGGGUUGUUUUCAAACCGAUGUUUGAUCUGCUGCUGCCAGGCGUGUGGCUGUGCCAGCAGGAGACUGCGGAGCACCCACGACCUCAGGGAGCUGUGCCACCGCUGUGCCAGCUCAUCCCUGCCAGAGGGGUCCUGCCCGCUCCCACAGCCUGGCCAGGGAUCCACCUGUGGCUCUGCAGCCACGGGAGGUGGUUUUCCCUUUCUACGAGCAGGAGUUGAUUCCCGCCUGACCCCGUGGUUUGGGACUUUGAGAAGAGGAUCCAAUACAGCUUUGGACCAGUGGGCCAGGACUGGUGCUCAGCCUCGCUGCAGUGAGACAGCUGUGCCAUCAGGAGAGGAGGGGACAGGCAGAACGUGCCAGGCUCCAGCACACACAGGGCUCUGCAGCAGCGGCCUCCAGCCUGGGAUAACCGAGAGCAGCUCCUGUGGCAAAACACCGGGACAUGGACUCCCGGACAGGACAAGAGCCCAUCAAGGUGAUCGGGGUUGUCUUGGGCAUUGGGCUGGCCCUGCUGAUCCUGGCGAGUUUUGGCUACACCUUCAUCCGGUGGUACCGGAGGGGCUGCUCCUGGCGCCGGCCUGACUUCGUCUUCAACCUCUACCACUCGCGCGGGCUGGGGUCAGUGGCACUGGAGCUGGUGCCACCCUUCAGCAUCAGUGGCUCACUGGGCACCUCGGGCAGCGGCUACGAGCCCUUCCACAACCAGGGGCCGUGAGGUGGGAGCUGGGCUGGUGAGCAGGUGCGUGCCAGCAGAGCCCCCAGGAGGCCCAGCAGCAACAGGAUGAUGAAGGAGGAGCUGAGGAUGCCCGAGAGAAGCUCUGCGCUCCCUGCAAGAGAGGACAUGACCAGGUUUCCCCAGCAGCUGCUGUCUGCUGGCAAACACCCACCCCAGCACUGUGUUCCCAGUGACCAUGGCCCCUCGUGGUCACACCAGUGCGGACAAGCCAGGCUGGUGCCCCUCCUUGAGCCUUUGGGCUCCCAAGCAGCAAUGAAAGGCAAGCGAUGAGCAUGCCCUGCUCCGAAGCACUGAUCUGAGGGCUGAGCACCCAGCCAAGGUGUCCAGGCUGUGGCUCCAACCCCCUCUCUGUCUGCUCCCCCUUUCCAAGGAGCCCACCCGGAGCCGUGGGGCUCAGCCCCAGCCAGCAGGAAGACGAAAACCAGCACAAGAGACUCACCGCG